AUGCCUCCCAAGCGUCAGUCAACUGAGAAUUCUGGCAGCGCCGCCAAAAAGGCCAAGACGGUCGACCCGUCCGACCCUCCCCGGAACAAGCGCUGGUCCAAGGUUUCUGGCUCCGGCAAUGCAGACGAUGGGUACAACCAUCAGAUCAGAAAGCCCGAGGCCUAUGACUACAUUUGCCUGUGCAAGCCGUUCCACCGUUGGGGCUCCGACGGCGAUGACGAGGAAGAUGAAGACGAAGACGAUGAGGAUGAAGAUGAGGACAAUGCAGAGAAGGAGAAAGAGGCCCCUUGCGACAUUGGCAAGACUUGCGUUUGCUUCAAGCCCGCUGCGGAACAUCCCGAGCACCCCUGGGUCAUCACUAACGCAGCCACGUGGAAGCUGAGAACGCUGAACAUUAUGAUCUCCAUGCGUGACCCGGACGCAUUCGGGAUGUACACAUACAAUGACCACUUUGGUUACGGUAUUCUUGAGAUGUUGCAGAAUCUCAUUCUUGAUUUUGAAGAGGCAAAGACCUGGAAGGAGAAGUGGGCUAUCUGCGAGGGCACAGCCUUGUUCUUCGCAAGGGGUAACGCCGAUCCCUUGUGGAUGGUCGAUGACGGCGAGGGCGUUGAAGCUGUCAUCAGUUUGAUUGGAACCAUGUUCGUCACGACGCUGGCCAUGCUGGAUCGUGAAGGUCUCUUAAAGCCCGAUUCGGAAGCGAAGAGCUUAGGUGCAGUCAUGGCGGCAUUCAUCCGUGUCAUUGCCGAAGUAAGCCCGGAUUACGGUAUCGAAGCUGGCAGUCUCAACGCAAAGGUGCUUGCCUACGCCAAGAAGCACAAUAUUGAACUCAAGGCGCUGUCCGACAUCAAGGACAAGGACCACUUCAAGAAUUAUAAAGAUGAGGCUGAUAAGCUCGAGCUUCCUGCGUCUGACGAUAAGAAGGGUGAUCCCUGGGGCUGGAAGAAAGCCUUGACGGAGUACAAGAAACUCUACGGGCCUAAAAUCGGAGGCGAUAAACUUGAUAUUUCGACCUGGACUUCUGCCGAGCGAAAGAAAGCCGCUUUUGAUAAGAAAGAUCCUUUUGACAAGGAGAUGAUUGCUGCGAUCAAGGAUGGUAUGAUCAUGCAACCUGCUUAG
Penicillium pulvis is the source of this 1116-nucleotide messenger RNA. RefSeq lists its product as uncharacterized. The coding region runs from base 1 to 1116 and encodes 371 amino acids. The transcript is spliced from 3 exons. Lineage: Eukaryota; Fungi; Ascomycota; Eurotiomycetes; Eurotiales; Aspergillaceae. The record is from RefSeq and is a predicted model, not a curated record.